AUGACGGAGCUUCGCCCCAUUGCCGUGCAGACAAUUGCAACCGGCGUUGCAGGCUGUGUGUGUUCUUUCACAGUUUUAGGCUUGAAGUUCAUUUCCCGGUACCACAAAAGCAUCUUCGGCGUUGACGAUGCGCUCGUCGCUAUUGCGUGGUUGAUUACCAUUCCUCUCACUGUCUCUUUCUACAUACAGGGCAAGAAUGGCAUGGCCUAUAGCCAGGACGAAAUACCCCUCGAUGUAUACCUCCUCGGAAGACAAUGGUUCUGGGCAUCCUCAUGGAUGUACUACCUCUCCUUGGGCUUCUCCAAACUCAGCGUAACCGUUCAGUUCCUCCGCAUCUUCAUCUCACCCAAGACUCUACUCGUCAGAAAAUGCACCAUCGGCUUCGUCACCUGCUGGACCAUCAUCUCCUUCUGCGUCGGAGCCUUCGAAUGCGUCCCCGUGGCGCGGUACUGGGACAAGCGGAUCCCAGGCAAGUGCAUCAACGGCGCCGACACCUUCCUCGCCAACGCAUGCAUGAACAUCCUCACCGACUUCAUCAUCAUCGGGAUCCCCAUCCCCAGCCUGCUCAAACUACAAGUCAGCACCGCCAAGAAGAUCGGGUUGAUGUUCGCCUUCUCGCUGGGCCUGGUCGUCUGCGCCAUAUCCGUCGCCCGCAUCCCGAUGGUCACGCUCGCCUUCGCGGCGGGCAAGCCCGGCAACCUCUCCCUGAUGAUGUGGUCCACGAUCGAGCUGCACGUCUCCAUCGUGUGCGCGUGCCUGCCGUCCAUCCGCCCGCUCUUCGUCUCCUUCCUGCGCUUCACCGGCAUCGACUCCUACCUGCGCUCGUCGAGCGCCCUGACCCCGUCCGCCAAGUCCAAAUCCAUGAACGCCUACGGCGGCGGCGGCGGCGGCAACGGACGGAGCAGGACGGGCGGCAGUGUUGUCGUCGUGACGACGGCGGCGAGGAGGGGCGCCGGGGGGAGGGUCGAGUAUAUCGAGAUGGAGGAGGGGUUGGGGGAUGCGAUUCAGGUGCAGAGGAGUGUGGAGGUGAAGUCGGAGGUGUAUCAGGCCGAGGAGAGCGUGAGGGGAGGGAGUAGUAGGAAGAGUGAUGAGGAUAGUAUUGAUCGGUUGGUGGGCAUGCCGGAUCGGUCGCAUAAUCGGGUGACGUGGAGGGAUUGA
Diplodia corticola is the source of this 1158-nucleotide messenger RNA. RefSeq lists its product as uncharacterized. The transcript has 4 exons. NCBI's taxonomy places the organism in Eukaryota, Fungi, Ascomycota, Dothideomycetes, Botryosphaeriales, Botryosphaeriaceae. The coding region runs from base 1 to 1158 and encodes 385 amino acids. The record is from RefSeq and is a predicted model, not a curated record.